This is a messenger RNA of Metschnikowia bicuspidata var. bicuspidata NRRL YB-4993, 876 nucleotides long. RefSeq names its product putative pantetheine-phosphate adenylyltransferase. The transcript has a single exon. Lineage: Eukaryota; Fungi; Ascomycota; Pichiomycetes; Serinales; Metschnikowiaceae. Bases 1 to 876 code for a protein of 291 amino acids. Gene Ontology annotation, biological process: coenzyme A biosynthetic process. Gene Ontology annotation, molecular function: dephospho-CoA kinase activity. The record is from RefSeq and is a predicted model, not a curated record.
AUGACAACCUCAAUCUUUGUUUUAGCUCUGCCCCAACUUUAUAACUACCAUGAUUUCUUCGAGCAAGCAAUAGAAAAGCUUCCGCUCUCUGUGAGCGGUGUUGAUGUUAUUGUAACUUCGAAAUUCGAGGACGCUGUACAGCUCAGUAGAGUUCUUCUGGUGUUGUACACACAGAUUAGAAAAACCCUAUUGAAUUCGAAAUUUACGUUUGAAUUUGGCAUCAAUAUUUACCCAAAUGACCUUUACAUAUGUCCUGUCAAAAAUUAUGAAGUUUUUCAUGUCCAGGGUGAGCAGGUUCCAGAAUGUCUUGGUCGGUUAAGCCUCAUAGGUUUGAAAGUACUUUUAUCCCCUAUUCAUGCUAGACAUGUGGAAUUGUCUACAGAAUCAAAGCUAUACUCAGCUGAAACGGUUGCCGUUGGAGGCACAUUUGAUCAUUUACAUGACGGUCACAAAAUUUUAUUGCUGGUGGCAGCCCUCACAGCCAGGGCGCGAGUAAUCGUAGGCAUCACAGGGCCCGAGCUUCUUCGAAACAAGAAAUACUCUUCCAAACUCGAGUCACUCGAAAUUCGAAUUUCAAAAACUCGACAAUUUUUGAAACGAUUAUUGCGGGGCGGCCAAAGGUAUGAAUUCUAUCAGAUAAGUGACGUGUGUGGGCCCACUGGAUUUAUUCCUGAUAUUGAUGCUUUAGUAAUAAGCGAGGAGACCAUUGAAGGAGCUGGUUUUGUAAAUUCUCGACGGGCUGAAUUAAGAUUUGCGCCUCUAAAAGUUGUAUGUGUGGAAGUCAUCGGUGGCAAAAGUUCUCCCAGUGAAAAGUGGGAAACAAAGUUAAGUUCCACCCAGUUGCGCAAAAUUGAGUUUGAAAAGACUAAUUUGUGA